AGACGUAGCUUCUACAGUUUCACAGCCAGACCUUUUCUUGUAGCUGCGAUGGUAGCUUGAAACUGCACGACGACAAAAUGUGUGACACAUUAUCGGAAAAUGGUUUCCCUCCCCUCUCCUCUUUCCGCCUCAUCGUCCCCCCUCUGCAGCUGGUGUCUGCAGCUCUGUUGCAGAUAGUGAAGCAGGGAGCUGUGAUGUACUUCGGUCUGUUGGCGGAGUUCAUCACUACAGUGCUGGAAACAGCCCCUGAGCUGCUAAGUGACACAGAGAGAGUCCAGCUAAUCAUAGGCCUUCGUGCAAAGGCAGUGCUAGAAUUGUGCCGCAGUGAUACUUUUGCAAGCCAGCAGGCCUUUCAGCUUCAUUUGAGCUACAUCACGAAUCAGAACAAAGAGGCUUCUGAUCCUGUGGUGAAAGCUUCAGUUACAAACUUCUUGAGGCUUGUUCAUACUCUAAAAAACGAUCAAUGCCAGAAAGAUAUCUUUUAUCAGUACAUUUUCCCAACAGUGUUUGGCCCUAAAUAUGACUCAGCUCUGCAGGCUCUUAUGAAGAAAUUCCUCUUCAACCUCCAGGUGCUGCUGCCUGUUCCUGACUUUGAACAAACUUCCAUGUGGCUCAGUCCCUCCCAAACUGUCAUGAAAGAAUGUGUGGACCUCAUGAACCAGCCUAUGCCACUGAAAACACUCAUGCGGCAUCACAGACACCAUGGGCAGGCAGUACCACGAGAAUCUUCUUCCACUGGCGAUGAUUGCAUCCUUUCCAGCCUAUCAUAUAGCCUAGGAAAUGAGGAUGACAACAAAUGUGAUACAGUUGUCAAAUCUGAACCCAUAAGUGAUUCACAAGAAUGGCAGACUGAUCACUUCCUGAGCAGUGAGCUAAAACAAGAAGAAGAAGACUUUGGGGUUGUAUGUUCCGAAUUUGUGAAAAAGGAAGAGGAACAGGAGCAACAGUGUGUCAAAGAUCUAACUGAAGACCAGGGAGCCUCUGUUGAAGUGGAACUUCCAUCUUUUGAUAAAACUGAGUCAAAUAAUGAGGAACAAAUGGACAAAACAGGGUCAGACUGUAUGAAAGCUGAAAGCCCUACAAACUCUGGGAAGACUAACGCUGACUGCAGUCUUGUGUGCCAUGUUUGUACCAAGGUUUUUGGUAGUCAACAAAGCCUUGACAUUCACCAGAGGAUUUGUGUGACCAGAAGUGAUGAACAAGAAACAACCGACACAAGUUGUUCCACAAGCUCAGCCGUUUUCACCAAACCAAACCCUGCUGAUGAAACCCUCAAUGCUCAAGACCAAAUGUGUAAUAAAACCAGUCGUGCCAAACAGUGCUCCAUAUGGAGGGAAGUAUUUCCUUGUUCUACUGACUUUAUGAGGCACAUGCAGUGCCACACUCAACAGAGUUCUUAUGUUUGCUCUCACUGCGGGAAAGACUUUGACAGGGGUGAGGACCUCAAGACACAUGAAGAAGGUUUCCCUCCCCUCUCAUCUUUCCGCCUCAUCGUCCCCCCUCUGCAGCUGGUGUCUGCAGCUCUGUUGCAGAUAGUGAAGCAGGGGGCUGUGAUGUACUUCGGUCUGUUGGCGGAGUUCAUCACUACAGUGCUGGAAACAGCCCCUGAGCUGCUCAGUGACACAGAGAGAGUCCAACUAAUCAUAGGCCUUCGUGCAAAGGCAAUGCUGGAAUUGUGCCGCAGUGAUUCGUUUGCCAACCAGCAGGCCUUUCAGCUUCAUUUAAGCCACAUAACAAACCAAGAUACAGAGACCUGUAAUGCUGAUGUCAAAGCUUCUUUCACAAACUUUCUGAGGCUUGUUCAUACUAUAAUGGAAGAUCAAUACCAGAAGUAUAACUUUUAUCAGAGCAUUUUCCCAAGAGUGUUUGGCCCUAAAUAUGACUCAGCUCUACAGGCUCUAAUGAGGAAAUUCAUCUUCAACCUGCAGGAGCUUCUGCCUGUUCCUGACUUUGAACAAACUUCCAUUUGGCUCAGUCUUUCUCCUUCUGUCAUGAAAGAGUGUGUGGACCUCAUGAAGCAGCAUUUGCCACUGGAAACACUCAUUAAACAUCAUAAACACCAUGGGCACACAGUAGGACAAGAAUCUUCUACUUCUGGUGAUUAUUACAUCCUUUCCAGCCUUUCAUUUAACCUUGAGGAAGACAACAAAAGUGAUGCAGUCAUCAAAUCUGAACCUAUAUGUGAUUCACAAGAAUGGCAGACUGAUAACUUACCAAGCAAUGAGCCAAAACAAGAAGAAGAAGAAAACUUGCAGGAUUCAUGUUCAGAAUUUGUGACGAAUGAAGAUGAACAGGAGCAACAGUGUGGUGAAGAUCUAACUGAAGACCAGGGAGCCUCUGUUGAAGUGACACUUCCAUCUUUUGAUGAAACUGAGACAAAUGAUGAUGAACUACUAGAAAAAGAAUUUCCCCAUUUGGAAAGUGGCCACAGAACACCAGCAAAAAGAUUCUGUUGUCAUGUGUGUGGCAAAGAUUUUGCUUCACAUAGCAAACUGAAGAAGCACAAAAUUGCCCAUAGUUCUUCUGUUAAAAAGAGUCAGAUGGAUUCUGUAAGUCCUUUUGAACAGGUGAAGUUGUAUCCUAAACCAAGGACUUUAAGCGAGAAUGAAGCUCUUGAAGGUGAGACUAAGCCAUCAUCAUUUGAGAACAGUCUUCCAAACUCUAAGAUGUCUAAAGAUGGUUGUGGUUUUGUUUGUUGUGGUUGUACCAACGUUUUUUCUUGUCAAAAGAACUUUGACAAACACCAGACGAUUUGUGCAGCCAGAAGCGGACAACAGGAAACAAUGGACUCCACAAGCCCAGCUCUUCACACCAAACCAAAUCCUAUUGAUAAAAAUAAGUCUUUUCCUUUAGAAAUGUCAAACCCAGUACAUCAGGAAUUACCUCCUGACACAAAGCAAGGCAAAAUGUGCAAUAAAAGCAACCGUAUUAAACAAUGCUCCAUAUGUAAGGAAGUAUUUCCUUCUACUGACUUGAUGAGGCACAUGCAGUGCCACACUCAACAGACUCCUUACCUGUGUUCUCCCAGCGGGGAAUACUUUGAAAGCUAUGAAGAUUGUAAGACACAUGAUAAAUGCAGAGGUUCGAACCAGAAUCCAAAGGAUGGUUUAAUGAUCAAUGAAAAUGACAAGAGUCAGGAGCUUACAGUCGAUUCCACUAAGACAAGUCAGAUCCCAAAAACACGCAAAAAUGCAUGUAAACCAAUCCUGACGUGUCCUGAAUGUGGCCAGCGUUUUACUUACUGCAAGAGAUUUGAGGAGCACCUGAAAAGAUGCUCAGAAGCAGCUUCUAAAACAGAAGAGAAAACCAGCACAAGCUAUUUGAUUAUCAAUGGGUGUGAUUUCAUUUCAGUUGAAAACACUGUUUUCAGAUGUGCAGAGAGCAUUUCUGAAACUGCAACAACUCCAGAAAAUGAAGUGAGAUCUGAGCAUAAAACACACAACUUGAAGUGCACCAUGUGUGAGAAGAGAUUUUCCAAAAUUGUCCUUAUGCAGAAACAUUACUCAGAAUCACAUUGUGUCACAGGGCCAUUUCCCUGUACUUUGUGCAAGACAACUUUUGCAAGGCUGUGCGAAUUGGUUCGACAUCAACAAAACAAACAGUUGUUCCUUUGCCCUGUGUGUAAGAAAGGUUUCCGUACUCCAGAAGAAAUAAAAAGGCAUAAAAAUGUACAUAAGCAAAGAGCAACAACAACCGUCUUCACGUGUGACACAUGUGGGAGAAGCUUCAAAUUCCGUGUUAAUCUGAUUAUGCACCAGAGAAAGCACAGAGAACGGCCUCCCAAUAUUUGCUCACUCUGUGGAAAACAGUUCAGUUCAAGAGACACCCUGAAAGCCCACAUGGUGAGACACACAGAUGGUUUCCCAUGCCCAGAAUGUGGAAAGAUAUUCUAUCAAAAAACACUGCUAACAUAUCAUCUGUAUAAACACAAAGGGGAAGAGCCGUACCUCUGUGACAAGUGUGGGAAAGGCUGGCCGAAUGCAGCUCUGCUCAAGGUUCACAUGGUUAAACACAGAGAGGAUCGGCCGUUUAAGUGUGACGACUGUGGUGCGACCUACAAAUGGGAAUCCAGUUUGAUCUCUCACCACAGAUCAAAACAUGUGGGUGUGCGACCAUUUGUGUGUGAGUUUUGCAGCAAGGCCUUUAGAAUAAACAGUGAACUGAAAAAACACAUGAUGGUCCACUCAGGGGAACGACCCUACUCUUGUCCAAUGUGUGGCAAAAAGUUUUCAAAAGGGUAUAACCUGAAGAAACACAGAGAAAAGCCAUGUCAGUAGGAGAAACCUAAUAGUGAGCCUGGACUGUUGAGACUGAUUAUGAUUUAUGUGCCAUACUGUAUUCUUCCACUAUACAGUACAUGCACUGUAUCUGUCUUCUUUUAACCAAGCGUGUCUCUGAAUAUCUGUGUCUUACUAUUGAACUUGAAUUUUUCAAAUAAAGAAACUGUCUGAAAUG
Cheilinus undulatus (humphead wrasse) is the source of this 4455-nucleotide messenger RNA. Its product is annotated as zinc finger protein 665-like. Gene Ontology annotation, cellular component: shelterin complex; nucleus. The record is from RefSeq and is a predicted model, not a curated record. The coding region runs from base 78 to 4277 and encodes 1399 amino acids. The transcript is spliced from 13 exons. NCBI's taxonomy places the organism in Eukaryota, Metazoa, Chordata, Actinopteri, Labriformes, Labridae. Gene Ontology annotation, molecular function: RNA polymerase II transcription regulatory region sequence-specific DNA binding; telomeric repeat DNA binding; DNA-binding transcription factor activity, RNA polymerase II-specific. Gene Ontology annotation, biological process: regulation of telomere maintenance via telomere lengthening; regulation of transcription by RNA polymerase II; telomere capping.